Molecule: messenger RNA, 2143 nt
Organism: Misgurnus anguillicaudatus (oriental weatherfish)
Lineage: Eukaryota; Metazoa; Chordata; Actinopteri; Cypriniformes; Cobitidae
Gene: ift52
Product: intraflagellar transport 52 homolog (Chlamydomonas)
Biological process (GO): cilium assembly; intraciliary transport
Cellular component (GO): centriole; intraciliary transport particle B; cilium
Source: RefSeq, a predicted model, not a curated record
UACAGUUGGUUUGCAACCCGCCAGUAAACCCACAAAAGAAGAAGUAGGGCGCACCCCGCCAUUGUUGCUAUGGAGGAAGCGCCCCUGGUUACGCUGGCUUGUGUUUAAAAAAAAUCCCACAACGCACAAGAGCUGGCACGUAAACUUUGUGAUUUGUACGAUCGUCUAUUCUGACCUGUAACAGUUCAACCAGUAUGGACAGAGAACAUCGAAAUAUCGUCAUUUUCAACGCAUCCAAACGAGAGCUCUUCACUGCUAACUCUGGAUUCAAGUCCCUGCAGAAGAAACUAAGAGCACAGUGGAAGAUUCAAAGCAUUAAAGAAGAGCUCACAUUGGAAAAACUCCAAGGAGUGAAGUUAUGGAUCACUACAGGUCCUCGGGAACAGUUCACUUUGGCUGAGUUGGACGUUCUUAAGCAAUACCUAGACAGUGGUGGAGGGAUUCUUGUGAUGCUCGGAGAAGGAGGUGAAAUGAAAUAUGAAACUAAUAUCAACUUUCUACUGGAAGAGUUUGGCAUUAUGGUUAAUAAUGAUGCAGUAGUAAGAAAUGUCUAUUACAAAUAUUUUCAUCCCAAAGAAGCACUUGUGUCCAACGGUGUUCUGAACAGGGAGAUAAGUCGUGCUGCUGGUAAAGUGGCUGUUGGAGUGAUUGAUGAAGAAAAUACAGGAAACAAUUCACAAGCACUUACGUUUGUAUACCCUUAUGGAGCCACAUUAAAUGUGAUAAAGCCUGCGGUGGCAAUCCUGUCCACCGGCUCUGUGUGCUUUCCUCUUAACAGGCCUGUUAUGGCCUUCUGUCAAGCCAAGAACGCGGGCAAGUUGGCAGUUCUGGGCUCAUGUCAUAUGUUCAGUGACCAGUACAUGGACAAGGAGGAAAAUGGUAAAAUAAUGGAUGUUGUUUUCCAGUGGCUUACAACUGAUAACAUUCAUCUUAACCAGAUAGAUGCCGAAGACCCUGAGAUCACAGACUACACCAUGCUACCCGACACAGGUUGUCUGUCCGACAGACUGAGGGUAUGUCUGCAGGAAGGAGACGAGAACCCGCGAGAUUUCACUUCUCUCUUUGACACGUCUCUUCUAAAGCUGCACACAAACACUCUUCCCUCAGUCAUUGAUGCUUACAGGCAGUUGAAUGUCAAACAUGAACCUUUACAGCUGAUCACACCACAGUUUGAAACCCCUCUGCCCCCUCUGCAACCUGCUGUCUUUCAGCCAGCAUUUAGGGAUCUGCCCCCACCCAUGCUUGACCUUUUUGACCUUGAUGAGACCUUUUCUUCAGAGAAAGUCAGACUGGCUCAGCUCUCAAAUAAAUGUAAUGAUGAUGAUCUUGAGUUCUACAUACGCAAAUGUGGAGACAUCUUGGGAGUAACAGGAAAUUUAGACAAAGACAAAAGAGAUGCAAAGCACAUACUGGAACAUGUCUUCUUCCAGGUGGUGGAGUUCAAGAAACUCAAUGAAGAGCACGAUAUUGACACAACAGAAACACGGUUCACUUUGUUCUGAAGAAGGAAGUCUUGAAGCUGUUGAGUAAUGAGAUAUUGAGGCUUUUUGUAUAUACACAUAUAGAUACUAAAAGCAAAUGCAACUUGUGAUUUGUUCCGUUAAAGUUUGUGAGAACAUUGUGGAACUUUAUAUAUAAUUGCAGGUAUAUUUGGUGUCGUGUCAUUUUUUCCAAUGGUUAUGGUUUUAAUUAUUUUAAUAAUUUGAUACCCAUUGUCAUGGAUCACAAGAUGCUAUAGGCCAUGACAAUAUAUUUUCUAUAAAAGUGUCUUUAUAUAGAUGAUUUUUUUUUCUGUUUUCUGAAUUAGUCAUUGCUUAGUCUUACAGUCAACAUGGACCUAUGCAACAAAACUAGUAUUGAUACACAGAGAAUCUCUUCUUACACACAGAGCUAUAUAAGCUAUAUAACACACUGAAAAUAUUAUAUUAUUAUGGCCUGUAACGUCUUGUGACAAUGAGUACCAAAUAAUUGAAAAAGUGGAAAAAUGAUUUUGGACUCAAAGUACUUGCAGUUAUAUACACCCUUAAAUGCGUUAGUCCUCAAAUGUAAAUAGUCUUUUUUUUCUGAAGAUGUGUGAAGAGUUUCUUAUGUUUGAACAAAUUACAGUUAUGUUCAAAAUAAAAGCAGUGCCACACAUCAGUAA